CCUCUCUUCCCUCCUCGUUCCGCCCUUCUCCAGUCGCACAUUACCCUUUUCCCCUACCCACCCGACUAACCCCUCGAUCUUUGCCAUCACAGCCACAGUCCGUAUCCACUUCUGGUGGUAGCAGACCUACCCACAUUACCUCACCGAUUUGCGCGCAUUAGUCACUGUACACACUUGACACCCACUUACUGUCUGGUCUCUGACAGAGUCAAAUUACCUGCACUACGUCCAGCCGUGAUUUGGACGUCGGCCAGAUCUCAAGCACAAGAGUCAAUUCACUCUGCUUGACUUGAUUUGGCAUUCUCGCUUGCACACCCAAGUCCACCCACGCCCACGUCAGCCUCGCUCACAUGGCUCCCUCACACACGUCGUACAAGCGCAAGGCCAGCUCUCCUUCCUCCUCCAUCGACGAUGAGCUCCAUGAUGAAGGCAAUUCGUCUCGAUUCGUCGGAGGCUCAGGAUCAGAGCUAGUGCCCAGCACAAAGCCUGGCGAGCCGCCUGUAACGAAGCGAACACUACAGAAUCGCAAGGCUCAACGAGAGUUUCGUAAGCGAAGGGAGGCCAGAGUCAAGGAUCUGGAGGAGAGGUGCAGGCGCUUUGAUCAGAUGGGUCUCGAGGCCAAUGCCGAGCUGCAGAACAUGGCCAGGCGUUUCAAGGACGAGAACGAGGCCUUGAGAGCCUUAUUGGUACGCUUGGGAUACGGUAACAUGAUUCCAGGCGCACUCGAGGGCAUCAGUGACGGCGCGUACGAGGACAGUAACGGCGAGAGCUCCUCCGACAGCAGUGGUCGGCAAGAGCAAUCCUCAUCAAUCGCACCUCCCAAUCAGCAGCAGUACACUGCCAUGGAGGCACCCCCCGGAUCUGUCAAUCCGGGCAUGCUGGAUCCCAGUGGUCUACCUGCAUACAUGCCUCAAGGUGAUGCGAUGACCGUGCGUUGGAACGAUCCAAGCCGUGCACCGCAAUGGGAGAGCAGCGACAACAGCCAGCAUCAAUCACAUCAGUCAGAUACAAGGAAGUCUGUUAGUCGCUCCAUGAGCGGCGGUCGCAGCGGUGACACUCGUAAUGGUCUACUUUCGCUCAACUUCCCCGACGUAACUUCACAAGGCGUGCAGGCACCACAGCAGCAGCAGCAGCCAAUGUCAUCACAGCUACAGCCGCAUCCACAGCAGCAGCAGCUUACCCAACAGCAACAGCAGGACAGUGCCCACCUCUCUUCGAGAGAUGGGAUCACACCUGGGACUUUCAGCUCGCUGAUGGGUAUGCUUGGCAGUCAGCCGAAUCAUGCGCAGCCAGAUCAGCAGCAGCAGCAGCAGAGUCAGGCGCAGGGCGGAGGAUCUGCGUUCCUCAAGUCGAACCAAGGCCCCAGUGUUCAUAGCGGAUACGGCAUGGCUCAUCGCCCACACCAGAACGAUGCUCUGCUCAACCCAAACCCCAUACCGUUUGCUGUCAACCUAUCUAACGAGCCCGCACCAGAGCAGAGUUGGUGGGAUGCCCACGGUGGAGGAAUGUUCGGUGGUGACAACUAUCUGGACGACAAGGCCAAUGCUGUCGCACAGGCGUCAGCCGGCCAACUCAACAAUGGCUCGCAGUCUCCCUUUGAUAUCAGUGCCUUCCUCACCAGCGGACACACCCCUGGCGGCGGCAACUAUAACUUCAACAGCAACAUGCCCACCGGUUUCACACCUGCUCUCGCCACAUCGAACAGUAGCGACCCUUUGAGUCAAGCAGGUGCCGAUCUCAAGAAUGGUAAAGAGCCCGCGAGUAAUACCGGCAACCACAAGCAAUCUCAACACGGACCCUCAGCUGCACAGCUUAGCCCCGCGGAGCACAUUCAGGUCUUUCUCCGUAUCUUGGAGCGUCGAGCGAUUCGCGCUGGAGAGCAGCGAGGCCAGCAACAGUACGGUCGCCGCCAGAUGUCGGAUAGUCAGUCCAGUCGUGGGAUGAACUGGAUGGAGAUGAAGUCUGACGUCUCUUCGGACGAUAGCAGUGCUGGUGGUUCUCGCAACAACUCUCCUCGAGGUGAGCGCAUCACGCCCAACACGGCUUACAGCCGUCUGGCCCAGCAUCCUGUCUUUCUGCGCACCGACAUGGGAGAGCUGGAGGAGUUGAUCAACUCGAUUCCGGCUGCAAACAUUGCGACGGUCAAUGCCCAGGGCAGCGGCAGUGGUGCACCUCUGGAGGUGGACGUAUGCGCUCUGGACGGCCUGAUGGCUAUGCUGGACCACAGAGGAAGGUUCGGCGAAUUGAAGAGCAGGGGCGGGAGCAGGCCUGGAGGCCACCGUGGGGCCUCGAUCAAGGCCGAGCAGUAAUAUCGUUGGCUGGCUGCUACUACUUCUAUAUUGUACAUGUUUUCUUCGUCGUCUGUUUUCCCUUGUAUCAGUACUCAUCGCACGCAGACAGGCCUCCGAGGCUUCUGAGCUGCGUCGAUGACCCUUUCAUUCCCCAUUGUACUAUAUUUCUCUGGCUUUCAUUUUGACAUAACGACACACGCCCGCGCCUUUUCGUCACAUCGUUUUUCUCCGCACAUCGAGCAGACUCUUUUGUUUCUUCUCUUCUACUUCUCCACAUCUAUCUUUUAAUAGUUCACCAAAUACUUUUGUUCAGUUGAACUUCGAAUAAAAUUCCCCGUU
Messenger RNA from Microstroma glucosiphilum, 2630 nucleotides. RefSeq lists its product as hypothetical. The coding region runs from base 351 to 2309 and encodes 652 amino acids. The record is from RefSeq and is a predicted model, not a curated record. Gene Ontology annotation, biological process: regulation of DNA-templated transcription. NCBI's taxonomy places the organism in Eukaryota, Fungi, Basidiomycota, Exobasidiomycetes, Microstromatales, Microstromataceae. Gene Ontology annotation, molecular function: DNA-binding transcription factor activity. The transcript has a single exon.